AUGUCGUUGUGUGUACUCAACGAGCCAGCGCCGGACAUGACGCUGACGGAUCUAGAGACAGGAGAACAGAAGCAGCUGCUGGAGCUGGUGGAGAGCUCGAAAAAAUACACGAUCUUGACGUUCUACGCCACUUGGAGCAAGGCAAGCGAACGUGAAGUUGAGACGAUGGAGAUUUUCAGUAAAGAUCGUCACAACAAACUGCUCAACUUUGUGCUGGGACCGCGUGUGUGUCGAUACUUCGGCAACGGGAAUGAACCCACCGUCGUGCAUUACGGUGCUGCUGAAGUUCCUGAACCGUACGGGCUACAGAGCGUCCCGCACACAGUUGUGAUCGACCCACAAGGGACUGUUCUCCGUAAUGGUGACAACUUCCACUGGGAUGACAUUGCUGCUCUACUACGCCAUCGCCAAGAAGUGACCGACCCAAGUUACUUGAAGAAAAUCAUGUCGUGGGCCCUCCCUCCGAUUACUGCUUGA
This is a messenger RNA of Phytophthora infestans T30-4, 477 nucleotides long. RefSeq lists its product as uncharacterized. The transcript has 2 exons. The record is from RefSeq and is a predicted model, not a curated record. The coding region runs from base 1 to 477 and encodes 158 amino acids. Lineage: Eukaryota; Oomycota; Peronosporomycetes; Peronosporales; Peronosporaceae.